CGCCAACACUACUUACAUGCAUUGAAGUAGUAUCCAAUAACAACUGACCAGCCUCAGCACGCGAGCCUUUCAACGUCUACCGGUCGCUCAAUUCUCAUCCCAAGCUCCCUCCCACUCGUUGUGCCGAACACCACAUCUCCCUUCACCAUAGGCCUCAGUAUACUUUACCCCACGAUGGAUAUAGACGAUCUCCUCGCCGAAGUUGCGGUUGACUCGACCCCGCAAGAGACACGCGAUUUACAGGAACUGACUCGGUGCUGGGUUGCGGAAAGGGUUGCGCCUGAGAUCUUGCCGUGGCCGAAGGAUCUCAUGGACAGCGUAUUGGAAAGGAUACAGAGACAGAUUGAGCUGGUCGAAGACCAAACAGGCAAUAUGGAACCAAAGACGAAUUUCAAGUUGAUUAUUAUUCAGACGGAAUUAGAGCGAUUCAAGUUCCUCGUCAGGAGCUUUCUGAGAGCGAGAAUAAAGAAGAUUGACGCGCAUCCGCUCCACAUCAAAACGCAGCACGCAGCUUCGCUCGAUACCUUGUACCCGCUCCUCUCAUCCACCGAACAUCAGUAUCUUACAUCUCAUCAAUCUCUCCUCUCAUCACACUACUCAUCCUCAUUCCUCGGCCAGUUCCCGGCCUCAUUACAGCGGCUAGAUGACACAACUGGUGGGAUCAGUAUGGUCGAUAAGCCGGAGGAGGACAAGGCAGUUUUUGUCCGAGCGUUAAGAGAUGUGGGAGAAGUGUUUGUUGAAGGCACAGAUCGAAAAUUCGAAAUCAAGAGAGGUGACGUGUGGGUUGUGAGGUGGAGUGCGAUCAGACAAUGGGCAGUUGGCACCGGAACUGGAGACGUGGAGUUGAUAUGACGAGACAAGUGAUGUGCCAAUUUUGAACCUGACCUUACAAGUUCCGGCUAGAGGGGUACCAUCACCACGUUGGAGACUGCAAGUACAUAGA
Molecule: messenger RNA, 943 nt
Organism: Cucurbitaria berberidis CBS 394.84
Lineage: Eukaryota; Fungi; Ascomycota; Dothideomycetes; Pleosporales; Cucurbitariaceae
Product: GINS complex, Sld5 component
Exons: 3
Coding region: 175-852 (225 amino acids)
Biological process (GO): double-strand break repair via break-induced replication; DNA-templated DNA replication
Cellular component (GO): GINS complex
Source: RefSeq, a predicted model, not a curated record